GGCACCCGAAAGCUUUGGGCGGCUCCCCCUCGCUUUGUCGCCCUCGCAGCGACACGAAUAGCACACCAGGGUUUUCGCCAGAGUCCCCUACUUUUUCCACCUCCAAACGUUCGUCCGACGCAACCGCCAUGCGGUAAUCAAUCCAAAGUAGUUAUCCCUUCAAGAAUUCCUUCUUAAGUGAUAUUGGGUGCCUUUUGUGUAAACCACCAUGGCAAGGACUGCGUUAUGUGCUCUUCUAGUGUGCCUGUCUUUGACUGGAAUUUACUGUUUCCCAGAGGUCAUUAAAGUAGCUGUUCUAAUUGGUCGAAAUGAGGAUGUUCUGGAGUACAUGCUGUUGCGUGCCGUCGAUAGCGUCAACGUUGGUAGAACAGUUCUACCCGAGUCCAAGUUGUCUUUGCUGGUGGAACACCUUCACGAGGACGAAAGUUUGGAUACUUACAAUAAAGUAUGUAAACUCGUGGAAAACAAGGUCAUCGCCUUGAUCGGUCCAAACCUCCCGGGUCAGGACUCUUUGGUAGCGUCCAUCUCUGCCGCCCUGCACGUGCCACACUUCCAGACCACAUGGCACCACGACCUGGAUGUGAAACCCUUCUCGUUCGGGCUCUCGCCCAGCCCCACGAUACUUGCCGACGCCUUUAAGGACUUCAUCGUUCGCAAAGACUGGCUCUUCUUCGUCUACAUUUACGAGGGCGACGAAGCUCUGGUGCGACUCCAGGAGUUGGAAAAAGACGAAGACGUCAUGGAACGCACACUUCUGCCCUUCGACAUCAGGGCCGACCACGACGAUGAUGCAGAUGAUGACCAAAAUGGGAUUCAACACGAGAACAAGAAUGUCUGGGAUCUCAUUAAGGAAACGAAGCACAGAAACUUCAUCAUUGAUGUCAAGAAGAAUCACAUUCGUGAUGUCCUGCAGAAGGCAAAGGACGCUGGCCUGAUGACUGCCCUGCACAGCUACCUCAUCACCUCUUUGGAUUUUCAUACGGUGAACACAAAAGGACUGCUGAAGGAAGAGGCAACCAUCUACAGCUUCAGCCUGGUAGAUCAUCAAAGCAGUGACUUCAAGGACAGGGCAGGAUUAUUUGCGGAAGCUCACCCUGCGCUCACCCAGAACUCUGAGGAAAAGGAGACUAAAUUAGUUCUGGGCUACGAUGCCGUUGGGGUCCUGGCCGAAGCGUUGCACAAGUUAUGGGCAGCAGGAGAGGGUUUAGAUCUCAAUAAUAUCACGUGUGACGACAGCAGCUUUCUUGCUGUUGGCCAGAAGCUCUUGGACACAAUUAAGAGCAGUACCUACGAAAAAUUUACUGGUCCUGUAGAGUUUGACGAGAACGGUAUGAGGGAAGUAGAAAGCAUGGAUCUGUGGCGCCUUCAAGCAGGCAGGAAGGAAAUGGUUGCAGAGUGGACACCUGAGUUGGGACUGAACUUCACCGAUGAUCCAUCGGAUGAUGACGGUGUUGUCGAUGACGAUGGGGAUAUCGACGAUAGCUCUCUGGAGGACAGGAUGAUCAUCAUCACCACUGUCACGUCACCACCGUUCGUCAUGUUGAAGGACGACGGGAAUACGUACGAAGGAAACGACCGCUUCGAAGGUUUCUGCGUGGAACUCAUCAAGAAACUUUCUGAACUGAUGCACUUCGAGUACGAAAUUCAGCUUGUGGACGAUGGACAGUUCGGAGCUGAAUUGGAACCUGGAAAAUGGACGGGCAUGAUCGGAGAAGUUGUUGAAGGCAGGGCAGACAUGGCAGUAGCACCACUUACCAUGACCUCAAGCCGCCUCUCUGCCGUAGAGUUCACGGUACCCUUCAUGAAGACGGGUAUUGGGCUCAUGUACAAUCGUCAGGACGAGACUGUGGUACAUACAUUUUUUAGCCCGUACACUGCCGCCAUGUGGGUGUACAUCGUCGUCUCCAUCUUGGUGGCCACUGGUCUCAUUUGCCUCAUCGGAAGAAUGACGCCCUUCCAGUGGGACUACGUGUCUGACACCCGCAUGGAUACCGAUUUCACUGUUGGAAACACCUUCUGGUUCCUUUUUAGUGCUCUCAUGUUCCAGAGGAUGACCCUCACUCCAAGAUCACUGUCGACAGUGGUGGCGUUCUUGACCUGGUGGGUGUUUUGCAUCGUGAUCAUCGUGUCCUACGCGACAGUCCUCGGCGAGCUCAUCAUACGGUACAAGGACCAGCCGACGCUCGAUGACGUUGAAGACCUACUCAAGCAGAACCAGAUAAAGUAUGGAACACUACGCAGGGGUUCCACGCAAAGUUUCUUUGAGAAGUCAACCUUCCCUCUGUAUAUGGAACUUUGGCAAGGAAUGCAGCGGCACGGAGAGGCUGCCUUCGUGGACAGCUAUGAAAAAGGCAUUGAACGGGUUAUGAAGGGCGACUACGCUAUGUUCAUGGAGUCACCCGUACUGAAGUACGUCGAGUCCCGCUACUGCGACGUCGAGCAUGUUGGAGACAUCAUUGGAUCAAGCGGGUACGCGAUCGCGGUUCCGAAAGGUGCCCAGUACCUGUCGGAGCUGUCCGCGAGUAUAAUUAAGUUGAAGUACGACGGAACACUCCAGCUCUUGGAACAGUACUGGUGGGAAUCACACAACGUGGCCAACUGCCCUCCAGACGAGCACAUCUACAGGCCGACGCCGUUUACCGUUCGCUUUGGUCGCCUCAACCUCGUCUUCAUAUUCCUCCUUUUAGGUCUCAUCAUCACUAUGGUGAUCACUUUGGUGAACUUUGCCAGAAAGCAUACGAAGAAAACUCUCGCCUCGGGCACCUCCGAGUCUCCGGUUACAAUAUGGAAUACGUUACUGGAACAGCUACGUGCAGCGGUCAUCUGCAAAAGCCCCACCAAAGCAGAUACUGAGGCACCCUCUGCUGAAGACGGUACAGUCCAAGCACCCCAGCAGCAGCAAACAACGUCACCAGCCUAGAAUAUUUACAUGAUUCUCCAUUCAAAUACUGUGAUCACUGGGAGAUACACCUUGAUUAUGUGCAAUAUUUGCAUUUCUACGACGUUUACAAACAAAUACUGUGUGAAGAUGCGGUUUCGUUAAAAGCCACUUCGUCGGCAGUGUAGGCACGCGCAAUCACAAGCCGACACAUCGAAAGAAGUUCCUAACACCCACAGUGAGUAGUAUCGAUAAAAGAUUACUCAUAAUUUUCACUGAUAACUGAUAAGAUAACUGAACACAAUGUGGGAGUUCCUUAGAUUAUACGAAAUAUUUUAAUAGUUCUGUCCUACUUUGUAAAGGAUGUCCUUGCACCAUGUGAAGACUUUCAGGUAAUGCGAUCCCAAUCAACGCAAUUUGCUCCAAACAACUUACGUGUAGAGACGAACAACAUACUAAACGAUCUUUUCUACGGUACAAAGUUUUGGCAGUGUCAUCGUUCAAAGGUGAAAUAAAGUUUCUAUGAACUGCA
Molecule: messenger RNA, 3410 nt
Organism: Ornithodoros turicata
Lineage: Eukaryota; Metazoa; Arthropoda; Arachnida; Ixodida; Argasidae
Product: glutamate receptor ionotropic, kainate 3-like
Exons: 15
Coding region: 209-2920 (903 amino acids)
Biological process (GO): monoatomic ion transport; modulation of chemical synaptic transmission; synaptic transmission, glutamatergic
Cellular component (GO): plasma membrane; postsynaptic density membrane
Molecular function (GO): transmitter-gated monoatomic ion channel activity involved in regulation of postsynaptic membrane potential; glutamate receptor activity
Source: RefSeq, a predicted model, not a curated record